CUCUCUCUUUCUCUCUCUCUCUUCUGUCCAUCUCUUCCUCCCUAUUCCCUCUCUCUCUCUCUCUCUCUUUUUACUUGACAUAGAUCAAUUCAAAAACCCUCAAAACAAUCAUAGUUUCGUCUAUUCCCCAAUCUCUAAAACUUCCCAUCAUAUUUUCUAUCGCCUUCUCUUUUCUCAUUUUUUCUUUUGGGUGUUUUCUCCUGUAUUUUUGUAUAAAUAAGGUACAGAGCUGUGGGCUUGUGAGCUGCAAAGAUGAGCGGAGGUGGGUUUAGGGUUUCAAUCUCAAGCGGUAUGAGGGAGGUGAUCCAAAACAUUAAGGAGGUCACUGGAGACCACACUGAAGAGGAGAUUUAUGCAAUGCUCAAGGAUUGUGCCAUGGAUCCCAAUGAAACCGUUCAGAAGCUUCUCAUGCAGGAUCCCUUCCAUGAGGUUAGAAGGAAACGUGACAAGAGAAAAGAGCAUUUAAGCAACAGAGAUUCUGCUGAACCACGGUGGAGACCUGGCAUGCAGGGGCAAGGAAGUAGGGGUGGUCGAGUGAAUUAUUCAUCUCGUCAUACAUCUCAUGGUGGUGGCAGGAAUUCUGCUCCUGCAAAGGAAAAUGGAAUCAGUCAAAUUUCAGAGAAAGGUAUUGCUCAACCAACCUCUCAGGAGAUGAAAAAUAAAGAAACAACUGCUAUAGCAAGCUCUAUAACUGUCAUGGCCGAUGGUCCAGCUGUUACCACCACUGGGAAUACUAGUGUUGUACACACUUCUCAUUCUACUGUAGCGAGUGAUGUCAUCCAUGCUGAUUUGAGUGCAUCCACUGAUGCUAAUAAAUUGGGGAAUUCACCUUCGCCUUCUAUUGAUGCAAACAAAAACCCUAGCAUUGCAUUUGGAACUGGGGAUACAUGUGGGCAGCCCACACCAGGCUCCAGUAACUGCUCAGCUUCUGUAACUCCAGCAUCUUCUUCAGGAGGCUAUUUUUCUGCUUCAGAUCCUGUGCUUGUGCCUUCUCAUGAUUCACGGAUCUCUCAUGCUGUUGGUACGAUUAAGCGUGAAGUAGGGAGCCAACGAACUCCUGUUGAAAAUAAUGAAAUUACCCAUGCUGAAAGUAGAUCAGCUGCAGUGGCAGCUUCUGAGACCGGGAGCUCCUUCUUGCAAGGAAAGAUGCCUGGCAAAUCCCCAGGAGUUGGGAAGAAUCACCUUGUUGAGUCAUCACAACCUUCACCCUCAUUGACACAUGCUGGCUCCUCAGUUAAUAGGCCUUCAUCGAAUUACAAUACCAGGCUGCAACAAGUAAUUGGCCCUCAAAAAGUGGGUCCUGGUAUGGAAUGGAAACCAAAGUCAACAAACCCUAAUCUUGUUCAAAGCUCUGGAGCAGCUGUUACUUCUGAGAUUCCCUCUGUUUCAGCUGAAUCUGGCACCCAGACACAGCCUGUAUCAAGUGACCUUGAUUCAGAAGAAGCAAAUCCAAAACCGCAGAAAAAGCUAGAGGGGUUACAUUCUCGAGCUCGUCGUCAUGUUAUCAUUCCAAACCAUAUCCAUGUUCCUGAAGCUGAAAGAACCGGGUUGAAUUUUGGAAGCUUUACUACUGGUUUUGGAGUAUCCCUAAUUGAUGCCUAUGAUCCUGAGAGUGACAAAACCUCUACCCCUCAGUCUGAAACUUCUCAGGGGAUAGAAGAAACUGUGGAGGAACAUUCUUCAAGCAAUCAAAAUGUAUUGGCAACGGCUGAGGAAGGGGAUUAUCCAGAUCAUCCAGAGUCACCUCCACAUGUGUCAGAAAAUAUAUCUUCUGGAGAGGGUGAUAUCUCAUCCAGUUCAGUCCCAGAAUAUGAUUCCAAGCAGGAAAUAGCAUUGCCACCUGGAGGUCAUCAAUACUCUACGGUUCAUACUUCUCCAAACUACAGUUUUGGUUUUGUGCCGCCAAUUUUAGGGAGCCAACUUGCACCGUUUGAAAGUUCUGAGUCUCAAGCACGUGAUGUUACUCGCCUUCCAAGCUUUGUAGUUCAGCCACAAUUUGAUCCUGCAAGCUACUAUGCCCAAUUUUACCGCUCUGGUUCUGAUAGUGAUGGUCGCAUUUCUCCCUUUCAGUCACCUGGAGUUGUUCCCAAGUACAAUGGGAAUGUUGCAGUGUUAUCUCCACAGACUUCACAGUCUCCUCAAGAGGGUGGGAACUCUCUGGUUCUGUCUACGGCUGGUGCAACUCCACUAGUAACUCAGUCUGCUGGUGUCAUGCAGAGCUCUAUUGCUGUGACUCAACAACCAGUCCCUGUGUUCCGACAGCCUGGUGUGCAUAUACCCCAUUAUCCUCCAAACUACAUUCCAUAUGGCCAUUACUUUUCUCCAUUUUAUGUUCCUCCUCCGGCCAUCCACCAAUUUUUAGCCAAUGGUGCAUUUCCUCAUCAACCUCAGGCUGGUGGUGUAUAUCCAGCUCCACCCAAUGCAGCUGCUGCAGGAGUCAAAUAUUCACUUCCACAAUACAAGCCAGGGACUAAUACUGGAAACUCAGCCCACAUGGGAAUGCCAGGUGGCUAUGGACCAUAUGGUUCCUCUCCAGCUGGCUAUAAUCCUAGCUCAGCUGCAGCAGCUGGGAACUCAACUGCUAAUGAGGAAAUUGCUGCAUCCCAGUUCAAGGAAAAUAGUGUUUACAUCACUGGCCAGCAGAGUGAAGGUUCAGCAGUCUGGAUUGCUGCACCAGGUCGAGACAUUUCUGGCUUGCCGGCAAGUUCUUUCUACAACCUCCCCCCUCAGAGCCAGCAUGUAGCUUUCACCCCAACACAGGGUGGUCAUGGCCCAAUUGCCGGUAUCUAUCACCCUGCACAAGCAGUGACAGCAACUGUUCAUCCACUUCUGCAACAAUCUCAGACAAUGGCCGGUGCUGUUGAUAUGGUGGGACCUACAGGCAGUGUCUAUCAGCAGCCCCAGCAUGCACAAAUCAACUGGCCCAAUAACUACUGAGGGGAAGCUUCCUAUUUUCCAUAGUGAACCAACAAAACAGGAAAUUCAAGUCCAAUCUUCAGAUUCUUUUUGGAACUCUGGCAAAUUUGGAUGGAGGGAAAGAUCAAGAAGACACCACAUUGGCCAGGUUUGAGAGUGUACAUCUAUGAAAGGAGCCUGGACAAAAAUUUGCCAGUAGUAUCUUCUGAUUGCUUGGUUUGAGGAUAUAAAAGGUGAAAUCCGCCUGUAACUGAUAUUGACCAUUUAAGUUAGUUGAGGUAGGUACUUGCAGGUCUUCUGUUUCUUGCUAGUGGUAUAUGGUAUCCCCCAUUCUUCCCCUCAUAAUUCCCGCCAGGCUCUCCUCUGCCCCAUCCAUUUGAAAACUUGUGAAACUCUUGUAGAAUUACUGUGAGUGUUGAGAAUCUUUGUUUCCCCUUUUUUUCUUUCUUUCUAUUCGAGGUUUUCAUAGACUCUCUGGAAGGUAAGAUAUAGGUUGGUGGGGGAUUUUUCACUACCUUUUUUCUUCUGUCUAUCUGCUGUCUUACCUGUAAAGUGAAUUUUGAUAGCAAGAAAAGGAUGUACCCAACUGUUGUAAUUGGUAUAAGGAAAAACAUCAUUUCUAUUGUUUCA
This is a messenger RNA of Vitis riparia (riverbank grape), 3546 nucleotides long. RefSeq names its product GBF-interacting protein 1-like. The record is from RefSeq and is a predicted model, not a curated record. The transcript has 11 exons. The coding region runs from base 253 to 2937 and encodes 894 amino acids. Lineage: Eukaryota; Viridiplantae; Streptophyta; Magnoliopsida; Vitales; Vitaceae.